UCUGAUCAACAAACGCAACCAUGAGGCCGUCCUGCAUCUCCAUCGUCUGUCUGGUGCUCUUCGCUUUCUGCUCAGUUGAUGGAAGUGAUUUGUCCCAGAGUCCCGAUAAGUGCUGCUUUUCUUUUUCUAAUACAAGAAUUCCAGUAAAGCAGGUUGAGAGUUAUCAUACGACGCAUCUUCUCUGCAGUGGUAAUGGUGUUAUUUUCAUCACAAAGGCUCAAAGGGAGAUCUGCACUAACCCGACUGAGAAAUGGGUUCAGAGACUGAUGAAGUUGGUGGACAAUCAAAACAUGAAGCAGAUGACCGAGGCCGGCUCUGGUGACAGCGCCUAAGAUGGGAACAGUCCUCUCUUUACUGAAUCGUUUCUCAACUGUAUUUAAGCUUACUUUUAUAUGCACCUGCAUUAUACUGUUACUCUGCUUUGAACAUUGUAUAUCUAUUUAUUUAUGCAAAGCAUAUUCAUUCUAGAACUGUAAUGUGAAUCUGUCUGUAUUGUUACAUAUCUAUAUGAAAAUAAAGAACAUGCAGUAUA
This is a messenger RNA of Danio rerio (zebrafish), 532 nucleotides long. It is a transcript of the gene ccl38a.5, whose product is annotated as chemokine (C-C motif) ligand 38, duplicate 5. The record is from RefSeq and is marked provisional. Gene Ontology annotation, cellular component: extracellular region. NCBI's taxonomy places the organism in Eukaryota, Metazoa, Chordata, Actinopteri, Cypriniformes, Danionidae. Gene Ontology annotation, biological process: cell chemotaxis; immune response. Gene Ontology annotation, molecular function: chemokine activity.